Messenger RNA from Osmerus eperlanus (European smelt), 561 nucleotides. Its product is annotated as interferon a3-like. The record is from RefSeq and is a predicted model, not a curated record. Gene Ontology annotation, cellular component: extracellular region. Gene Ontology annotation, biological process: defense response. Gene Ontology annotation, molecular function: cytokine receptor binding. The transcript is spliced from 5 exons. Bases 1 to 561 code for a protein of 186 amino acids. Lineage: Eukaryota; Metazoa; Chordata; Actinopteri; Osmeriformes; Osmeridae.
AUGUUUACUUUAAAACUUUUGAGCGUCUUAUUCGCGCUGAGCUGCUGUGACCAUGCUGCUUCUGAAGUCUGCAGGUGGACAAAGUUCCAGAUGCGACAACUGAACGACCUGAGUAUUCUGAAACUUUCUGAUAUGGGUGGUCAUUUUCCUGUUGAGUGUCUAGGAAAGGAAAAAGUGGCGCGUUUGUUCCCAGAAAACCUGUACAAUUCUAUACGGACAGAGGAUGUGACCGUUGUCGCUCUGAAGACAUUUGAGCACGUGGCUCAGAUUUUCAGCAACAACCUAAACUCCGUUUCCUGGGACACUGAUAAACUGAAGCUCUUCACUAACUACAUAUAUCGUCAGAUUAAGAAACUUAACGGAUGUGUCGGAAAGACAGGCGCCUCACCUGCUCCAGGAGAGGGUGUCUCCGAGGUCAGCGCAUCACUCCAGACAUUGUUUGACCAGCUGAGUGGCAUCCUGAACGAGAAGAAGAACAACGCAUGCGCCUGGGAGACGGUGAGACGGGAAGUCCGUUACAACCUGCUGUCGUUCAAGAAGUUCAUAGAGAGUCAUGAGUGA